AUGAAGUGCACAUACUUUGCCCUCACCCUCUCAGGUCUUGCUUCUCUAGUUGCAGCCCAAAUCCCAUCUUGCGCUACCAAAUGCAUCGCCGACGCCGUUGCUUCUAAGGCCUCUUGCAGUGCUACGGACUUGGUUUGCCAAUGUCAACCUGCAAACCAGCAGGCUAUCGCUACUGAUCCUACCACUGUCUCUUGCGUUAUCACCGCAUGUGGUGAUCAAGCACUUGGUAAGUUCACUGUAGGAUAUUGUGUUUGAUGAAUUUUACUGAGUGGUCUUUAGCUGUUCAAGCUGCCGCUGCCGAAGCUUGCAAGGCUGUUCUCGCCUCUCCGCCUGCUUCAUCUGCUCCUGCUACAUCUGCUCCUGCUACAUCUGCUCCUGCUCCUACAUCUGCGCCAGCUUCAUCUGCGCCAGCUUCAUCUGCGCCAGCAUCGCACUCUCAUGAAUCAAGUAAGUAUCUCAUUUCACUCAAAGCGAUGGGAGUUCCAAGUUUCCAAAGUGCAUCUCAUUCACCCAUAUUACCCCGCAACCAUACGCAAAUAACUACGUGAAUCUGACAUUCUAUCCCAGCAUCGACCCCUCCAGAUAGCUUCUGGUCAACUGUCAAUCAACCAAAGCUCUCCUCGUCAGGUGCCCUUCAUCCUUCAGGUACUCCAUAUGCAUCCCCUCCGCCUUCCGCUAGUGCAAGCUCCACCUCAAGCCCUGGUGGUAACAGCUCUGCUCCAACCUCCACGGGUGCCUCACCUCCACAAGUCACUAAUAGUAGUGGCAAGCAAUUGGCUAUCAGAGCUGGUAGUCUCUUGGCCGCGGGCAUUGCUGCUUUAGCUAUGUUGUAG
This is a messenger RNA of Hymenoscyphus albidus, 833 nucleotides long. The record is from the annotation of a GenBank genome assembly. Lineage: Eukaryota; Fungi; Ascomycota; Leotiomycetes; Helotiales; Helotiaceae.